AUGGAGGGAAAAUCAUUGUAUAUGGCAGUUGGUGUGGUAAACAAAACCGCAGUAAGUCAAGAAACAAAUCAAGCAUUACAUAAACCUAUAGCUCAAGCAAUAACUACUAAUAAUGCUGAAAAAGAUCGCUUACCCAAACUGAAUGAGUUGAUUAGAUCUGAAUUACAUACCUAUCAUUUACAAAGAGUCGUCGGUGAAGGUGGCUAUGGUACAGUAUUUGAAAGUGAAUCUGAGAAAGGGCAUCGAGUAGCCAUAAAAGCGGAAAAGUAUAGUGAGUCAAUGCUUCAUAUUGAAGCAAGCGUUAUGCGUGCAGCUGCUCGUCGACGUAGUGAACAUAUUUGCGAGUUGAUUGAUUACGUAGGACCAUUUUUCUCGAGCAAUUUUAUAUCACGUGACAUCAAACCUGGAAAUUUUAUGGUUGGGUUACGUGAAAAUCAGCAGCAUAAGAAUAUAUAUUUAAUUGAUUUCGGACUUGCAAAGAAAUAUAUUGACAAGAGUGGUAGAUUGAUUCCAUCACGCGGUGAAGUUGGAUGGCGUGGAACGACGCGUUAUGGUUCUUUGAAAGCACAUCUAAGAUUAGAUUUAUCAAGAAGAGAUGACUUAGAAUCCUGGUUUUAUCUUCUCGUUGAAAUAACACGUGGAUCACUACCAUGGCGUUAUCUUAAUGAUCGUAUGGGUGUGCAUGCAGCCAAAUUGAUGGCACGUAACGAUGGUCGGACGCAAUUUUUUCAUGAAUGUCCUAAACAAUAUGAAGCAAUUAUGACAUUAAUUGAUUCAAUGGCAUAUGAAGAUAGGCCACAUUACAGUGAAUUUGUUGAUUUAUUAAUGGAUAUCAAAAAAGAAUGGAAAUUAAGUCUCAGAUCAAAUUUUGAUUGGGAUGAUGAUAUAGCAUCAACACGAUCUAUCACUCAAAGUAUGUCAUCAGAUGUAGAAUAUAUGAAUGCUGCACACGAAUAUGCGAAGAAAGCAACAGAUGUGGAUUCAAAAGAACGCGAAAUAUUUGGUGCAAAAGAUUCACAACCUGCAGCAUUGUAA
Molecule: messenger RNA, 1035 nt
Organism: Thelazia callipaeda (thelaziosis nematode)
Lineage: Eukaryota; Metazoa; Nematoda; Chromadorea; Rhabditida; Thelaziidae
Source: the annotation of a GenBank genome assembly